This is a messenger RNA of Caenorhabditis briggsae, 426 nucleotides long. Bases 1 to 426 code for a protein of 141 amino acids. The transcript has 3 exons. Lineage: Eukaryota; Metazoa; Nematoda; Chromadorea; Rhabditida; Rhabditidae. The record is from RefSeq and is a predicted model, not a curated record.
AUGCCGAUGCCUCGUGAAAUCUUGGACGCAAUUCUUUUGAAAUGGAGUGUGAAGUCAGUUAUUUUGAAGUUUGUAGAUGUUACCCGACAAGAUAUCCAAAAGAGGAAUUGGAUAAAGUCAAAAUGGUUCACUGGAUUUCGAUUCAACGAUGUUCAUGAAGCUGUCAAUCCAUCAAGUCUUGAUCUCAAAUUCCCAAAAGUUGAAGUAGACUUUGAAGUUGAUAUUCAAUUGGUUGUAAGUGAUAAGAAGAAAAUCUACUUUGCCCACUCGGACGAAAUUAAGAAAAAUGAUGAGGUUCUUAAAUACAAGCUGAGGGUGACAAAAGAAAUUCCACCUGAUGUAUUACUGAAAUGCAGAAAAUACAAUGAAACAACAGGACUAUAUUGCUAUCGUCAUGAAUUGCAUGCAGGCAUUGAGAUGUCAUAA